UGUUCGCCCUCCGCGGCACUCCCUGGGGCUCCCAUAUGGCGGAGAGCCAGGCGCCGACGCCGACCGGGAGCGUCCUGCCACUGUGAGCCGCCCGUCGGGCCACCGGAGGCGGACUCGUGUGCGCGAUGAGCGGCGGAGAAGUGGUGCUGCAGGGCUGGCUGAGGAAGUCCCCGCCGGAGAGGAAACUGCGGAGAUAUGCGUGGAAGAGGCGCUGGUUCAUCCUGCGCAGCGGGCGCAUGAGCGGCGACGCAGACGUGCUGGAGUACUACAAGAACCAGCACGCCAAGAAGCCCAUCAGGGUCAUCGACCUUCACGCCUGCCAGCAGGUGGACGCCGGCCUCACCUUCAAGAGGAAGGAGUUCCAGGACAGCUUCGUGUUCGACAUCAAGACCUCCGAGCGCACCUUCUACCUGGUGGCCGACACCCACGACGACAUGAACAAGUGGGUGCGCUCCAUCUGCCAGCUGUGCGGCUUCAACCAGUCCGACGACAACAACCAGCACGACGGCCGACAUCUUCCUCGUUCUGUCGGAGCAGACGCGGGCGACUCCGUGGCCCCGCUGAGCGGCGGCGACCAUCAUCAUCAUCAUCAUCAUCGCAGGGCGGCGGCGCCCGUCCACUCCAGCCAGCCGGUGCUGUUCACCUUCGACGUGCCCGCCCGCCACUCGUCCAGCAGCGCCCCGCAGGACUACCUGCUGCUGCACCAGUGCAUGAGCAGGAGGACGGAGAGCGCACGCAGUGCCAGCUUCUCCCAGGCCACCAGAAGCCACGUGUUGAUGGGAAGCGACUCGGCGGUGCAGAGGUUGUCUCACGGUCUUAACGGGAUGGGCGCUCAGCUACACGACUUCUACAGCCUCCCGAAGUCCGGCAAGCUCCACUCCCCGGCGCCGGAUGACUCCCCUGAGGAGGCCGGCUAUGUCCUCCCUCGGGGUCUGGGCGGCGAGGCUGACGGCGGCCCGUGGGAGUCGUACCCGGAGGACGAGGACGUGUACACCUUCCAGACGCCGUGCAACGCUCUGGCCGCCGCGCAGCCAGGCGACAACUACGACCUCCCCACGCCGCCCGGGUCCUUCUACCAAAUACCGCGGACGCUGGACAAGAACCACAACGCGCUGACGGCGCCCGGCUCGGAGUCGUCUUGCACUCCGCCCCCUCCCAGGCCGCCCAAGCCUGGCGGCGAGCAGUGGGGGAGUCCUCGCUCGCUGGGGAGUCAGAACGGAGAGGCGGCGGUGGCGGUCAUCCCGCGGAGGAACACUCUGCCGGCCGUGGAGAACAUCCGACUGCACCGAGGCUCGUCGUUUGAAACCGCCGGCCAUCAGCGUCCUUCACUCUUCAACAGGUCGGGACAGUCGGUGGAGUCGGUGGACGACGGCUUCAGCUCCUACUUGAGAACCACAACCCCGCUGACCCGCUCGGACAGCGGUGCCUCGGAUGACAACUACGUGCCCAUGAACCCCGGCUCGUCGCCGCUGAGCGCCGCCCAGGCGGACAGUCCCAGGACCGCAUACAUCCCCAUGAGCCCCGGGCCACAGCACUUUGACUUCCCGGGCUUCUCCGCCACGCUGCCCGCCCGCAAGGGGAGCUCCGCCUCCUUGUGCCAGCGGCCCGGACGCCUCAGCGACGUCACUCCGCCGCCCAUCAACCGCAACCUCAAGCCCAACAGGAAGUCUAAACCGACACCCUUGGACCUGAAGAACAGCAGCUUGAUUGACGAGCUUCCCUUCAAGAGUCCCGUAACCACGUCUUGGACACGCCCCUUAUCCAACAUGGAGGCUGUUUCAUCACAGCGAUGUCGUCCAGUGUCCACACAAAGCGUCACCAGCACAGACUCUGCAGACAGCGAGGAGAACUACGUGGCCAUGCAGAACCCGGCGUCCACCUCGCCGGCCGUGAGCGCCAGCGGCAGCCCCGCCCUCCGCAAGAGCGGCAACGUGGACUACUUGGCGCUGGACUUCCAGCCCGCCUCUCCCUGCACGCACAGAAAACCGUCCACAUCGUCGGUGACAUCAGACGAGAAGGUGGACUACGUGCUGGUGGACAAGGAGAAGACCCAGGCGCUCCAGAACACCAUGCAGGAGUGGACUGACGUGAGACAGUCCACUGAGCCCACCAAGGGGGUGAAGUCUUGACCCUGCGCCUGCCUGGAGGAGAAGAAGAAGAAGCCAUAAGUGAGGUGUGCCAGGACGUGCAGGUGACUCUUUGCAACAUGCUGCCCUCCAAACAUCUGUCUGCACACGCUAGCAACACGCUAGCUGGUAGUAGCACACUCCUGCUCCACUGUCAUCCUUAUUACCUUCAUAAUAUUACCUAGUAAUUACACCCUUAUUACCUUCCUAAUAUUACCUAGUAAUUACAGCCUUAUUACCUUCCUAAUACCUACUUAUUACAUAGUAAUUACAUCCUUGUUUCCUUCCUAAUUAUUACACAGUAAUUACACGCUCCUUUGGCUGCACUGACAUGCUAGCAAACAUCUUCAAGUGUCAACAUUGUGACACUUUGACAAACUACAGCGGGGGUGUCCAAACUUUUUCCACUGAGGCCACUCACUGAAACAUGAAAACAU
Nerophis lumbriciformis (worm pipefish) is the source of this 2563-nucleotide messenger RNA. RefSeq names its product GRB2-associated binding protein 2 (gene gab2). The record is from RefSeq and is a predicted model, not a curated record. Gene Ontology annotation, molecular function: transmembrane receptor protein tyrosine kinase adaptor activity. Lineage: Eukaryota; Metazoa; Chordata; Actinopteri; Syngnathiformes; Syngnathidae. Gene Ontology annotation, cellular component: cytoplasm. Gene Ontology annotation, biological process: signal transduction.